AUACAAGUACUCAACACAUCAUGUCCACUUCAUCUGCUUACAUUAAUAAGCAGUGGGUGUUGACCCUGGACAGGAAGACUUUGAGAAGUCUUUGGCCCUGAUGUUCAUCAUCUACAAUCUUCACAACUCCCUCUUCACUUGUAAGAUUCUUCACUGGCUCUGUUUCAACAUUCAGGACAUAGACAUACAGAAUCUUCACAAAAUAUAACCAGGUUGAUAGAGCUAGCAAGAUAAUCGGAACGAAGGUAGUAUGGCUGAGUCAUCUGACCCGAUACCUGAAGCUUGGAAGUCACUAUGGGAUAAAUGGGAUCUUCGGUCUUUCAUCUUCAUAAGUCUUUUCCUCCAGACAUUAUUAGUUUUAGUUGCUCCUUUGAGAAAGAGAACAUCACGCAGCUGGAUCAUUAUGCCACUUUGGUCAGCAUACUUGCUUGCCGAUUGGGCAGCUAACUUUGCAGUUGGACUCAUUGCCAGCAGCAAUGAUGACUCAACAUCAGGAAGCAAAAAAUCUACAGAUGCUGACCUUUUGGCAUUCUGGGCUCCAUUUCUUUUAGUACACCUUGGUGGUCCAGACACCAUAACUGCAUUUGCUCUGGAGGAUAAUGAGUUGUGGCUUAGGCAUUUAUUUGGCUUGUUAUUCCAAUGUGUUGCCGUAGUUUAUGUUUUUAUACAAGCCCUUCCAGUUAAAGAAAACCUGUGGAUCCCAACAUUGCUCAUGUUUUUAGCUGGGGUCAUCAAGUAUGCUGAACGCACACGUUCACUUUAUCUUGCGAGCGCUAGUAGCUUCCGAGACUCCAUGCUUACAGAACCAGAUCCAGGGCCAAACUAUGCUAAGCUCAUGGAUGAGUACUACUCAAAGAAAAUGGCUAGACUUCCAACAUGGAUAGAAAUGCUUCCCGAGCCAGAUAGAGUUGUUAAGGCUGCCAAUAUUUUUAAACCCGGUGAAUUGACAAAUUUGGAAGUGGUGCAGUACGCUUAUCGCUAUUUUGAGACAUUUAAAGGACUCGUGGUUGAUCUUAUAUUCAGCUUCCGUGAACGCAACCAGAGUCGAGACUUCUUCCUUGCAAGAACUGCGGAAGAUGCAUUCAGAGUGGUAGAGGUUGAGUUGAAUUUUCUCUAUGAAGUUCUCUUUACCAAGCUCCCUGUAGUAUACGAUAGGCUGGGAUACUGCUGCAGGUGUUUUUCCUUCAUUGCAGUAAUCAUGUCCUUGGUACUCUUCUACCACACGGAUAAGGAGAAAUUUGAAGGGUUUGAUGUGGGGGUUACUUACACUUUGCUAAUUGGAGCAAUUACACUGGACGUGAUUGCAUUUAUUAUGCUUGUGUUCUCAGAUUGGACUGUUGUUGCACUUCGGAAGUCACCGGAUCAAGUCACUUCAAGUACUAAAUCCAGAUCCCACAGGAUCCUUAGCUGGUUGCUGAAAAUAAAGACUAAAAGAUUAAAGUUGGAUUCUCUACCUAUCCUUUCCCGCAGGUGGGGUGAAACUAUGUCAACAUACAACGUGAUUUCUUAUUGCUUAAACAGACGUCCUAGAAAGAGAACAGUUUUAUAUGAAUAUGUGGGCCUUACUACCUUCUUGGAUGAGAUUUGGUAUGUUGAACGCAUAAGAUUUUACCCUAGAUUAAGAGACUUCAUUUUUGAAGAGCUGAAAGCUAAGUCUCUGAUGGCGGAUGAUUUGGAUACUUCUAGAGAAAUAUGUUCAGCUAAAGGUGAAUGGGUGCUUCGGAUAGAAGAUUAUGGUUGUAAAGAACUACUUCCAUUUGUUGUUGAUGUUGACUACGAUGAAAGCCUUCUUUUGUGGCACAUUGCUACCGACCUUUGCUACAAUGAUGAAAAGGAUAAGCCACAAAAUAAAGCUUACCGCGAAAUUGCCAAGCACAUAUCAGACUACAUGAUAUAUCUUCUCGUUAUGCAGCCUAACAUGAUGGCUGCGGUGUCAGGCAUCGGGCUAAUAAGGUUCCGAGAUACAUGUGCCGAGGCCACAAAGUUUUUCAAGAACAGUAAUGUAAGGCUUAGAAACUCUUGGUUCAUUUCUUGCUGUGGAGGCAGUAUAGAUCAAGAAGUGUUGCUGGAGGCUUCUAGACGUAUUCUGGCUGUCAAUACAGAAGUACCACCAAUUACUGUCAAGGGGGAUAGGAGUAAAUCUGUUUUGUUUGAUGCAGCCAUACUGGCCCAUAAACUGAAGGAGUUACCACAGAAAGAGAUCAAUAAAGAAAAGGUAGAUAAAUGGUACAUAAUAAGCAAGGUAUGGAUAGAGUUGCUAUCAUAUGCUGCAACUCAUAUCAGGUCAGACUCUCAUGCACAACAACUUAGCAGAGGUGGAGAUCUUAUUACUAUUGUUUGGUUAUUGAUGGCUCAUUUUGGCCUGGGAGAUCAAUUUCAAAUAAAUGAAGGCCAUGCUAGGGCAAAGCUGAUUGUGGGGAAGUAGCUUACAAAAUGUCUUCCAUCUGUUGUUAAUAAAUCCGCUGAUGCUGUCAAAUGCAUUUCAAUUAAUUGAUAAAACUGAAUAGGUAUGCCAAUAUUUUCAUUAUUUUUCUUUCUAAAUUUGAAAUUGUAAAUAUUGGUGCCAUGGUUUUUAUAAGUUUGAGAUGAUAGUCUCCAUUCGAUCCCA
Daucus carota subsp. sativus is the source of this 2608-nucleotide messenger RNA. RefSeq lists its product as uncharacterized. NCBI's taxonomy places the organism in Eukaryota, Viridiplantae, Streptophyta, Magnoliopsida, Apiales, Apiaceae. The coding region runs from base 251 to 2425 and encodes 724 amino acids. The transcript is spliced from 2 exons. The record is from RefSeq and is a predicted model, not a curated record.